GUUUGAGUUCCGGAAUGAACAUAUUUUUAAAAAAAAAAUAGAUAUAUAUAUAUAUAUAUAUGUAUAUAUAAAUGACGUCUUCUUAUCUUGUUAACGGUUGACUAACUUCUGUUAGAGUAAAUGUAGAUUUAUGCACUUUUUAAGAAGUUCAGGUAGUUUUUAUAAAUUAUACUUAAGUUGAGGCCGAUUUUGGCACUGUCCAUUUGUUCGGGUCCUAUUUGGCACGACUGAGAGUGUUAGGGUCGAAAUUGGCACUUUUCCUCGUAUAUCAAAACGACGUCGUUUUAUCUUGUUAACGAUUGACUAACUUUUGUUAGAGUCAAUGUAGAUUUAAGCACGUUUUAAGAAGUUCGGGUAGUUUUUUCGAAUUAUAGUUGAGUUGAGGUCGUAUUUGGCACUGAUCAAUUGUUCGGGUCGUAUUUGGCACGACUGAAAUAGUUGGGGUCGAAAUUGACAUUUUUCCCCGAAAAUGAUGUAGUCGUUUUAGGCCCAAUUUUGAUAAAUUGAUUUUCUGUUUAGAAAAAAAAAAAAGAAAAACAAAGCUCGGCGAUUCCCUCGUCCUCUUGGCGCACAUCCCAAACCAAAUGGCGCGUAAAACUGUGCUAAUUAUCUGGUACAAUGAAAUGAUUUGAGAUCUCUUCAAAUCAAAAGUCAACACUUUAAAUAGUAAAAAACAAAACCAAAAUUUUGAACCAAAACAGAAACGGAGAAAUUUUUCUUUCCAACACGAGUUCCCUCCAUAACACAGAGCCCUUUUCCAAGUUUCUGAAAAUUUUAGAACCAUCCUCAAAACCAAAAAAUUCCCUCCAGAGAAACGAAAACACCAAAAACUUCAAAAACAAAUCUCAGAUCUAUGAACUUCCAAAUCUGUUUCAAAGUCCCUCCUAUUCACACACUUCAUAUACAGUUCUUCAGUUCCUCCUUUCCUCAAUCAAGUCCAUCUCUCUCUCUUCUCUCAUUCUCACUCUAUCUCUCUAAUUGUACAUCAAUGGCGGCUCUCGAUCUAAAAGCUCAACACGACAACAAAGAGAAUGUCUCGCCCUCGGAGAUGACCAUUACUUCUGUCAAGCCUCUGGAUUCUUCUUCAUCCAUUGAUAAAGACAAAACCCAAAUCAGAAUCAGGAGAAAGAGAUCUAGAAGACAGCCUCUUAAAGACAUCACCAAUCUAUUUGUCUCAUCAUCACCAUUGUCCUCUUCGUUUCUGAUUCGUCACUUCUCCUCUUCUCCGACUCUAUCGGUUGAUCCCAAAUGCAUGAAGAGAAGAUCUGUUGUUGCUCUCAAGGCUUCUUCUACCUUCUCUUGUAGAAAUUUCAGAUGAUCUUUAGAAUUGGGUUCUUUUCCAGUUUUUGGAAUUAUGUAUCAGUUUUUAGUUAAGGGUAUCUAUCAAUACCCUGUCAUUAGCUUUUAUGUACUCAACACACAAGAUAUGUUUCCAUGAGUAUACUGGUUUCUCAAUUAUUACGA
Molecule: messenger RNA, 1464 nt
Organism: Brassica napus (rape)
Lineage: Eukaryota; Viridiplantae; Streptophyta; Magnoliopsida; Brassicales; Brassicaceae
Exons: 1
Coding region: 854-1318 (154 amino acids)
Source: RefSeq, a predicted model, not a curated record